Messenger RNA from Aspergillus ochraceoroseus IBT 24754, 1662 nucleotides. It is a transcript of the gene slu7, whose product is annotated as mRNA splicing protein SLU7. Gene Ontology annotation, molecular function: pre-mRNA 3'-splice site binding. NCBI's taxonomy places the organism in Eukaryota, Fungi, Ascomycota, Eurotiomycetes, Eurotiales, Aspergillaceae. The coding region runs from base 136 to 1548 and encodes 470 amino acids. Gene Ontology annotation, cellular component: spliceosomal complex. The transcript has a single exon. The record is from RefSeq and is a predicted model, not a curated record. Gene Ontology annotation, biological process: mRNA splicing, via spliceosome.
CGUCUUCGCACGACAGUGCUGGUCAUUGUUUGAGCUCCUGUUUCUCUUCUGAUCUGUUAUAUUUCUCUAUAAAAUCCCAUACACACCGUCUUUCUUCCACUCUGUUUCGUCUUCCUCUCCAACCUUGUCGCCAAUAUGUCGUCGCGAAAACCUGCGGACGUCGCAUCCAAAGAGCGCAACGAAUAUAUCCCAGCAUUCAUCUCAAAGAAGCCGUUCUACGUUGAUGAUGAUGACUCUGCAAAUGAUUACCUAGAGCACCAGCGUCUACAUAAAUCGACAACAGACCAGUCGAAAUGGUACGACCGCGGGAAGCGCACUGGUCCAGCCGCCACCAAAUAUCGCAAAGGCGCCUGUGAGAAUUGCGGUGCCAUCACCCACAAAACCAAAGAGUGCCUUAGUCGACCAAGAAAGCAGGGUGCUAAAUGGACGGGCAAAGACAUACAAGCCGAUGAAGUUGUCCAGAACGUAGAUUUAGGUUGGGACGCCAAAAGAGACCGAUGGAAUGGCUACGACGCAAGCGAGUAUCACCAGGUGGUAGAGGAAUAUGAAGAAUUAGAAAGGCUAAAGCGACUAGCUAAAAACGAUUCUAAGAAUGGGCAAGAUCAAGGUGGAAACGAAGAUGCCGACGAAGAAGCUUCCGGACAAGAAGCUCGGUACGCCGAGGAAUCUGAUAUGGGAAGGCAGCAAAGCACAUCCACACGCAACCUCCGUAUUCGAGAAGAUACCGCUAAAUACUUGUUGAAUCUUGAUCUGGACUCCGCCAAAUACGAUCCGAAAACGCGACGAAUGGUUGACAUGGGCGCUCAAGAGGACCAGGCUGCUGCCCUUGUUGCUGAGGAAAACUUCGUCCGUUCUUCCGGUGAUGCUGCAGAAUUUGAGAGAGCUCAACGUUACGCCUGGGAGGCGCAAGAACGUGGGUCACAGAAAAUUCAUUUGCAGGCGAACCCAACAUCAGGCGAAAUAAUGCGAAAGAAGGAAAUCGCCGAAGGUGAAGCUAAGCGUCAAGCACAGCGAAAGGCACUCUUGGAUAAAUAUGGCGGGGGAGAACACCUUAAUCACACGCCGCUGCGCGACACCAUGGUAAUCGAAAAUGAAAAAUUCGUUGAAUACGAUGAAACAGGAGCAAUCAAAGGUGCUCCUAAGAAAGCCGCGAAAUCUAAAUACGCCGAAGAUAUUCUUACCAACAACCACAAAUCUGUGUGGGGGAGCUGGUGGCACAAUUUUGAAUGGGGUUACGCUUGCUGUUUUUCUACUGUCAAAAAUAGCUACUGUACCGGCGAUGAUGGAAAGAGAGCUUUCCAAGAAGCAGGUAACAUGCUGCUGCUAGCUGAUGUCGUUGCUGACGGUGAAAAACCGUCUGAUGACUCUGAGGAGAAAAAUGGAGAUGCUCAGGGCUCGGGAGAUACCAAUCAGGGGAAAGAAUCUACGACGAAGAAAAGAACACUGAUGGAAGUUCAAACAGGAAUUUCAGAAGAGGAGUUUGAUUCCUAUAAACGCAGCCGACUGGCAGCCGAUGAUCCAAUGGCCACUUUCAUAGGGAAAGAAUAAUUAUGCGGCUUAAAUUAUUUGCAUUAGCGCUUCUAAUUAUGCCCAGAUUUCCUUUGAUAUAUUAGCAACCAAUUCUUAAGGUAUUUGCAAGACUAAAAUGAAUGUUGUAUCAAG